AUGGAUGGUAAAAAAGUUGACCCAUUUUAUGAAGCAAAACAUGAAGUUGACAUGUCAAUAAAUAAGCUGCAAAAUUUAUAUAAUAAGUGGAAUAAUUUACCUGAUAAAAAUUCUUCUUUAGCAAAAGAGAAAUAUACUUUGAUAAAAGAAGAAAUAAAAUAUUUAAAUGAAGAUAUAAAUGAUUUGAACAAUUCAAUAGAUAUUGUUAAAAAAAAUUUAUAUAAAUUUAAUAUUAGUAGUGAAGAAAUUGAAAACAGAACUAAAUCUUUAAAAAUUAUUCGAAAUAUUCUAAACGAUAUAACAAAUAACAUAAGCUAUAAUACUCCGAAAUAUAAUGAUAAUAUGAAGAUCGAUUAUGAUAACGUUAUUUUAAAAAGACAAGAUAACGAUUUGGAAGAAUUAGCAGAAUCCGCAGAAAGGUUGCAUCAUGCUGCUGUAACUAUUAACACAGAAUUAAAAGAUCAACAAAAGUUACUUGAUGAAUUAGAAAAUGAAAUGGACAAUUCAAAUGAAAAAAUGAAUUUUGUAACAAAAAAGAUUUCAGAUUAUCUAAAAACUAAUAAUCCGAAGGCUUUAUCUUUAAUACUUUAUUUGUCAAUGAUAGCUUUUAUUUUAUUGCUUGUUCUUAUAGUUACAUAA
Messenger RNA from Plasmodium relictum, 639 nucleotides. RefSeq names its product SNARE protein, putative. The transcript has 8 exons. Lineage: Eukaryota; Apicomplexa; Aconoidasida; Haemosporida; Plasmodiidae. Gene Ontology annotation, biological process: Golgi vesicle transport. Bases 1 to 639 code for a protein of 212 amino acids. The record is from RefSeq and is a predicted model, not a curated record. Gene Ontology annotation, cellular component: membrane.